GCCAGGACCAAACUACCGACAUUCCGUCAACUUUGUCUAUGAAUGAAUUCACCCAAUCGAUGAAACUUUUGAGAAUCCUGUCCGAGGAAUCACUUUCCUUGACCCUAUUCCUUUCUCCAACCCGCUCUUGAUCUUUGCUCGUCGGAUGAUCCCGCUUUUAUCUUUUUCCAAGUUCAAUCCCACCUUCCAAAUCUCACAAAAAUAGCUUUCGUUCAGGAAUUGGUUACAGAAGUAGCGACAGCAGAAGAAGGGGCCUCCGUUGCAUACCCCUUUCCAUGGUAGAAUUCCAGCCGCAGUGGCUAAGGAAGCAAGCGACAAAAGGAUGACCAAGCGCUCCUCCCACGAUCAGCCACUCUAUUCUGAAACCCUUCUGGGUAUGCCUCGUCUUUUCACUCCGCAAUACCUGCUCGUACUACCCAUAAAAACGGUCUAUUGGAUGGUUCAAACCCCAAUGCCUCGUCUUGCUCUGGAUAAGGUAUGACUCUAAGAUGUGGAUUGCCCAUUCUGCUGAUAUUAACUCUGGAUUCUGGACUCAAGCUUGACGGUGUUUCUUUUUAUAGUUGAGAUGAGUCUUCUUCAUUCUUUUUGUUGUAUUCUGUUAUUUCUGAUUCUUGAGAAAAUAUAGUUCUUGUUUUCUUGGUGAUCAACAUUGUCUUUGUAUUAUCGCAGAUGUUUUAGCGAUUCUCCUUGUACUUACAAGACUUACUACCGUUUAAUGGGUUAAAAAAAGAAAUGGUCUUGUUUAUUACCAAAUUUUAUAGGAAUAUAAUUUUAUUUAGAGUGCAACUUAGAUGGUUAUUAUGAUUUGGGUUGUGUUUGGGAUUGUUGUAAAGAAUUGUGAUUAUAAUUAUAAUU
Messenger RNA from Rubroshorea leprosula, 855 nucleotides. NCBI's taxonomy places the organism in Eukaryota, Viridiplantae, Streptophyta, Magnoliopsida, Malvales, Dipterocarpaceae. The record is from the annotation of a GenBank genome assembly.